This is a messenger RNA of Hepatospora eriocheir, 441 nucleotides long. The record is from the annotation of a GenBank genome assembly. NCBI's taxonomy places the organism in Eukaryota, Fungi, Microsporidia, Hepatosporidae.
AUGUUUGGUUAUAUUUCAAAAGUUUUUAUAUGUGUUAGUUUAAUUAUCAAUUUAAAUAGAUGGAUUGAUUCUAAGUUUAAAAAUACUUAUUAUGCUAGAUAUUUCACUGUCAUGGCUUUACUGUUAAGUAUUGAAAAUGUAUUAGGUUUUAUUUGUAAUCAAAUACCAUUUUAUAAUAUCAUAAAGAUCAUAUUUACUGCUUAUAUUAGUGUACCAGGUAAUGAUAUGCCUUUGUAUAUAAUGAGAAAGUAUGUUCAAUCUUAUUAUACUAAAUUUGAUAAGCUUCAUGAAGAAUUUAUUAAAUUUAUUAUAAGUUUUUCUAUUCAUAUAAAAGAUACAAUUGCAAAGUACACUCAAAUAAUCAAUCAACUUAGAGAAAUCAAAGAAAAACUUGAUUCAUCAAAUGAUAAUUCUAAAUUAGAAAAAAUUUUUAUAAAUUGA